UAUUAAAUGAAGAUAAAAAUCGAAUUCGCUCACUCAAUUUUGGGUCUGCUGAACUAUAUAUAUAUAUGCAUGUAUGUAAGGCAUUGAUGUAUGAUGUUGGCGAACUAUAAAACCAUUGGCCAUUCGGCGACUGGGCUCAUUUCGGCGGUGACGAGCCGCAAGUUUGCACAGUGAAAAAGGAGGACAUAUACCACAUAUACCAUUUACCAUAUACUAUCUAUCGAAAUGAUGGGCGAUCGUAGUUGGAAUCUGCUGCAAUAUGCCACAGAGAGGGCACCACUUCCGCUGGACGGAUACACCGCCGAGGAGGCGGCCCAGUUCAAGGACAGCAUCAGGCAGAAGAUCGUGGACGAUCUGAAGUCCAUGACGGGGGAGGAGCUCAUUGAACUGGUCAAGCGUAAUGCCGCCCAGGUGGAGGAGGAGAAGGCCGAAGUUCCGGUCAAGGAACCCCUAUCCGGCACCGAAGAGGGCAAGGAACGCAUUCAGGACGAUGCUGAUCUUAUAGAUGCCGGCAUUAUAGCCGAAAUGGUGGCCGGACUUUGCACCAAGAGCCAGAAGGAGACGUUCAUCAAGGUGAUAACGAAGUAUAUCAGCAAUCAGCGACGCCACUAUUCGAUGCGGCCCCAUCGGGAGCAGGAGCAACGCAAUGCGGAGGACGUUCUGUUCGACAUGUUUGCCAGUGAGGAGACAGGACUCAUCUCGAUGGGUAAAUUCCUGGCCGGGCUGAAGACCACUGGCAUUCGCCGGAGCGAUCCGAGAGUGCGAGAGCUAAUGGAUAAUUUGAAGAAAGUGCAUAAAUUAAAUAACUACGAGACGGGCUCUUCGGCCGAGACGCAGCAUCUCAAUCGCGAGACCUUCAAGGCUGUGGUGGCCCCCAAUAUUGUGCUGAUUGCCAAGGCUUUUCGGCAGCAGUUCGUGAUCCCCGACUUUACCAGUUUCGUCAAGGACAUCGAGGAUAUUUACCACCGCUGCAAGACCAACACUUUGGGCAAGUUGGCCGACUAUAUCCCGCAGCUGGCCAGGUACAACCCCGAUUCCUGGGGUCUCAGCAUCUGCACCAUCGAUGGCCAGCGCUUUUCCAUGGGCGACGUGGAGGUUCCGUUCACCCUCCAGAGUUGCAGCAAGCCACUCACCUACGCCAUUGCGCUGGAGAAGCUGGGUCCCAAGGUGGUGCACUCGUACGUGGGCCAGGAGCCCAGUGGCAGGAACUUCAAUGAGCUCGUCCUGGAUCAGAACAAGAAACCGCACAAUCCGAUGAUCAAUGCAGGUGCCAUUCUGACCUGUUCCCUGAUGAACGCUCUGGUGAAGCCGGACAUGACCUCCGCCGAGAUCUUCGACUACACCAUGUCCUGGUUCAAGCGGUUGUCCGGCGGGGAGUACAUCGGCUUCAACAAUGCCGUAUUCCUGUCCGAAAGAGAGGCUGCCGAUAGGAACUACGCUUUGGGAUUCUAUAUGCGGGAGAACAAGUGCUUCCCCAAGCGCACCAAUCUGAAGGAGGUGAUGGACUUCUACUUCCAGUGCUGCUCCAUGGAGACGAAUUGCGAGGCCAUGUCCGUGAUCGCAGCCAGUCUGGCCAAUGGCGGCAUCUGUCCCACCACCGAGGAGAAGGUGUUCCGGCCGGAGGUGAUCCGGGAUGUGCUCUCGAUCAUGCACUCCUGCGGCACCUACGACUAUUCCGGGCAGUUCGCCUUCAAGGUGGGACUGCCGGCCAAGUCCGGUGUGAGUGGGGGCAUGAUGCUGGUCAUUCCCAAUGUGAUGGGCAUCUUUGCCUGGUCGCCGCCUCUGGACCAUCUGGGCAACACGGUGCGGGGCCUGCAGUUCUGCGAGGAGCUGGUCUCCAUGUUCAAUUUCCAUCGCUACGACAACCUGAAGCAUCUGUCCAACAAGAAGGAUCCGCGGAAGCAUCGCUACGAGACGAAGGGUCUUUCGAUCGUCAAUCUGCUCUUCUCAGCGGCCAGCGGAGAUGUCACGGCCCUGCGUCGCCAUCGCCUGUCCGGGAUGGACAUCACCCUGGCGGACUACGAUGGCCGUACUGCCCUGCAUCUGGCCGCCUCCGAGGGCCAUCUGGAGUGCGUCAAGUUCCUGCUGGAACAGUGCCAUGUGCCCCACAACCCCAAGGAUCGUUGGGGCAACCUGCCCGUGGACGAGGCCGAGAACUUCGGCCACACCCAUGUGGUGGAGUUCUUGCGCUCCUGGGCCGAGAAGGCGGACCUGACCAGCGAGGAGUGCAAAACUGAGGCGGUGACCAGCACGACACAAGCGGACGAGGAAAUCUGCAGCACGAGCGACCUGGACACCAGUCCGGCCGCCAGUCCCAUUCCCACGCCCGUGGGCGGAUCGGGCCGGUCCAGUCCGGUGCCAUCGGAUGCGGGCAGCACGGCGAGCGCCGGGAGCGGCAGCAGCAUCGACGACAAAACCAAGCCGGGGCUAUAAGCAUCCGGAGACCCGAAAGUCAAGAUGCGCAGGAUACCCGCAGAAUCUCUCCGACUAAAUUAUUCGCACAACCUUUUAGUUUAUAUAUACGACGUAUUAGAUUAAACUUAAGUGUACACAUGUAUAUCCCCAGUUCGCACUGGUCGGUUAGUCCUAUAUAAUUUGUAGCUGUCAUCCCAUGUGCUAGCUUUGGUCCUUCGAUCAGGAUCAACUGCACGAGCGGCAUUUGUACUUGUAGUGCUUAGUUAGUCUCAAAUAAUCCUUUACGAAACAAUGACAAUAAUCGUAACAGAAAUCUACUAACCCACAAAAUGGGGUCUGUGACCCGCCUAAAUGUAUUUUGCAUUCGUACUUGUCAAUUGAUAUUUGUAUGCGUUUGUAAGUGUAUUAACUAUCCUGUUCCAAAAAGCUAUGUCGAGCUAUGUGCAGACAUACUUGAUUGCAGUUAAAUAUAUAGUUAGCUAAAACAAC
This is a messenger RNA of Drosophila elegans, 2904 nucleotides long. RefSeq names its product glutaminase liver isoform, mitochondrial (gene GLS). Gene Ontology annotation, molecular function: protein binding; glutaminase activity. NCBI's taxonomy places the organism in Eukaryota, Metazoa, Arthropoda, Insecta, Diptera, Drosophilidae. Gene Ontology annotation, biological process: L-glutamine catabolic process. The transcript has 6 exons. The coding region runs from base 226 to 2433 and encodes 735 amino acids. The record is from RefSeq and is a predicted model, not a curated record.